AUGUCCUCCCUAGGUCUUCCAGGUCCCUUCAACAGGCCCCCAGGAGACGCUGGCCUCCAUCGGAGCUGGAACGCCUUUCUCGACAAGCACAACCUUCGGAGCGUCUGGCAGACAACCCGUGCCGAUAUCAACGACCUCUGCAACACGGCGCUCUUAGCCCUGCAAGUCUCACGGAGCCAGCAGAUUGCCCUCGAGGACUCUAUCCUCGACCUCUGGGAUCAUAUGGGCCUCACGGUGGACUGCCUCAACCCAGACGCGAACUUAUUAUGGAGAGCCGAUGAAAAGCUCGUCAGACCCGUGGCGCUGCGACUUCAGGAGCAGCGACAACGCCUCCAGGUACAGAUGGACAUGUGCCAGACCGAGGCCCACUGGGACCCGGUGUGGCUCGAGCUAGACAUGAGUACCAGCCCACCGACUGUAUCAUCUAGCGAGAGACCCUCCUCUCCGACCGCCGCACUCUCUGGAGGUGAUACGAGUCUGAAUAAGCCGGAGGCGGGGAAGGGGGAUGGGGAAGAAAGCAAGAUACUCAGGGUCGCCCAGACGCUGGCAUACACGAGGUACUUCCUCGGCCACGCAGCGGGAGACCCGAUCUUCUCCUACGAUGGGCGGAACUUCGCCUAUCGUGGCCGCGUCCCCCACGAUCCCAGGGAGGAUGUCAUGCGCUUGCAGAUACUCCUACCAAAGGUUCUCGCACAGCUCGUGACCCUCAUCGCCUUCUCCCCCUCAUCCUCCUCGUCGACUCUGGACUUUCCAGCAGAGUGCAUGGAACUGCUCAACCGCGUCGACGACCCAUCCGAUGAGCUCCUCCUGAGGAUCUGCACGUUAUGGAUGUUGAAAUUCGGUGGAGGCUUCCCGGCGACAUACGCGCGGUUCCUCGACUCCAGCCCAGUCGUACGGGAGUUUGCCUGGCUCGUCUGGGCCAUGUACAACGACGCUCACGGGCUCUGGGCCAGAGAUACAGCUCGUAACUGCGAGGGUCUGAUAGAGACUUUAAAGCCUCUCUUCAGGAUCUUGUCAUUCAAUCGGUGUCCAGUUCCAGUGUCACCAGGUGCAGUGCUCAAUAAUCUUGCGAGAUUACACCAAAUGGAGGACGAAAUGGAGGCCAGAGAACUCGUUUUUGAGCAGAAGGAGUAUAAUGUUGCUCUGGUGUAUGAUGCAUCAAUCUGCCCGUCAAUCCACGGGCUUUACGCACACUACACGGGCAGACACCACCCCGACGCUGGCACCAUCUUUCUUCGAACAACACCGCGACAGCUCUCCCUUGAAAACGACUACCACGACGUGUUCGCCAACGUCCCGAUCCCCGACGAGGUCAUAGCCGCGCACCACCGAAUCAAACUACGGUACCUCGACGAGCCAGAACCCGAAGCCCAACACACUCCUCCAAUUGACCACCCGGUCGUAAUUAAAGACGAUAUCCAAGCCGAAAUAGUCGUCGCACAAUCCAAGCGCAAGAAGCGUCAUCAACAGCAGUGCAUACAGAAGAACGAGACUCCUCGCGUGGCAGAUCCGGAACCUCCGCUCAAGAAACGACGAGGCCGUCCUCCUAAACACCGCCCGACACCUCCCACUUCCGAUCCCGUCCACGAUUGA
Molecule: messenger RNA, 1593 nt
Organism: Colletotrichum fioriniae
Lineage: Eukaryota; Fungi; Ascomycota; Sordariomycetes; Glomerellales; Glomerellaceae
Source: RefSeq, a predicted model, not a curated record